AUAAAACUAGGAAAGUUUAGAGACCCAUCAAGCAAGUUCCCACGAACUCUGAAUCUGAAGUCUCGAAGUUUCUAUCUUUGGUUGAUACACUCUCUGAUCAUCGAGAAAAUGCAUGCCAAUCACUUGCUUCUGGAGGAGCCCAUAAGGAUGGCCUCCAUUCUCGAGCCCUCAAAGCCUACUGCCUUUCCGGCGAUGACGAAGAUUGUUGGAACACUUGGUCCGAAAUCAAGAUCUGUCGAGAUAAUUUCGGAUUGUCUGAAGGCGGGAAUGUCCGUGGCGAGGUUUGACUUUUCAUGGGGUGACACUGCAUUUCACCAAGAGACGCUGGAAAACUUGAAGUUAGCAGUUAAAAGUACAAGGAAGCUUUGUGCAGUAAUGUUAGAUACUGUGGGUCCAGAAUUGCAAGUUGUCAACAAAGCUGAGCGCCCCAUAUCACUUCAAGCAGAUUCGCUGGUUGUCCUAACACCUGAUCAAGAAAAGGAAGCUACUUCAAAUACAUUACCCAUAAACUUUAAUGGCUUAUCAAAGGCAGUGAAGGAGGGGGACACCAUAUUUAUUGGUCAGUACCUCUUUACAGGAAGUGAAACUACUUCUGUGUGGCUGGAGGUCACUGACGUGAAUGGUGAUGAUGUGGUUUGUUUGAUUAAGAAUUCUGCUACUCUGUCUGGGUCAUUGUAUACCUUGCAUGUCUCCCAAAUCCACAUUGAUCUACCUACACUCACUGAUGAAGAUAAGGAGGUUAUAAGCACAUGGGGUGCUCCAAACAAGAUAGACUUUCUAUCGUUGUCAUAUACCCGGCAUGCUGAAGAUGUUCGCCAUGCUCGUGAAUUUCUUUCUCAAUUUGAAAACCUCAGCCAAACUCAAAUUUUUGCGAAGAUCGAAAACGUAGAGGGAUUAAAUCAUUUUGAUGAGAUCCUAAGUGAAGCAGAUGGUAUUAUUCUCUCUCGAGGAAAUUUGGGGAUUGAUCUCCCACCAGAGAAGGUGUUUUUAUUUCAAAAGGCUGCUGUUUACAAGUGCAACAUGGCUGGAAAGCCAGCAGUGGUUACUCGUGUUGUGGAUAGUAUGACUGACAACUUGAGACCUACUCGUGCUGAAGCAACAGAUGUUGCCAAUGCGGUAUUGGAUGGGAGUGAUGCAAUUCUUCUAGGUGCAGAGACCCUUCGGGGAUUGUAUCCAGUUGAGACGAUUUCCAUUGUUGGAAAGAUUUCUGCAGAGGCAGAGAAGGUUUUCAAUCAAGAUCUGUAUUUCAAGAAGACUGUCAAAUAUGUUGGAGAACCAAUGACCCAUUUGGAAUCUAUUGCCUCAUCUGCGGUACGUGCAGCUAUCAAGGUGAAGGCCUCUGUAAUUAUUUGCUUCACUUCAACUGGAAGAGCUGCAAGGUUAAUUGCAAAGUACAGGCCGACAAUGCCUGUCUUAUCUGUUGUCAUUCCCCAGCUUAAAACAAACCAACUCCGCUGGACAUUUACUGGUGCUUUUGAGGCACGGCAAUCACUGAUUGUUAGGGGCAUUUUUCCCACACUUGCAGAUCCUCGACAUCCAGCUGAGUCUGGAAAUGGAACUAAUGAAUCGGUUCUAAAGGUUGCAUUGGAUCAUGGCAAGGCUUCUGGUGUUAUAAAGCCUCAUGAUCGUGUAGUGGUCUUCCAGAAAGUUGGUGAUGCAUAUGUGGUUAAGAUCAUAGAGCUUGAAGAUUAGAGUUAUUUCCACUUUUGAACAAUAAAUUUUCAAAUUUGUAAAAGUUUGUAAGACACCCAUAUAUAAUUGGGAUUGUUUUUGCCAUUUCAUGCAUGCAUUAAUAAAAUCUCUCUCAAGAUUACUGUUGAGAAGCAAA
Messenger RNA from Juglans microcarpa x Juglans regia, 1828 nucleotides. RefSeq names its product pyruvate kinase 1, cytosolic-like. The record is from RefSeq and is a predicted model, not a curated record. Gene Ontology annotation, molecular function: pyruvate kinase activity; magnesium ion binding; potassium ion binding. Gene Ontology annotation, biological process: glycolytic process. Bases 109 to 1692 code for a protein of 527 amino acids. Lineage: Eukaryota; Viridiplantae; Streptophyta; Magnoliopsida; Fagales; Juglandaceae. The transcript has 16 exons. Gene Ontology annotation, cellular component: cytoplasm.